This is a messenger RNA of Cimex lectularius (bed bug), 1431 nucleotides long. RefSeq names its product T-related protein (gene byn). The record is from RefSeq and is a predicted model, not a curated record. Bases 310 to 1236 code for a protein of 308 amino acids. Gene Ontology annotation, molecular function: DNA-binding transcription factor activity, RNA polymerase II-specific; RNA polymerase II cis-regulatory region sequence-specific DNA binding. Gene Ontology annotation, biological process: regulation of transcription by RNA polymerase II; cell fate specification; mesoderm formation. The transcript has 8 exons. NCBI's taxonomy places the organism in Eukaryota, Metazoa, Arthropoda, Insecta, Hemiptera, Cimicidae. Gene Ontology annotation, cellular component: nucleus.
GGUUUUGAUCUUGCAGGUUCUCCUUUGUUUGAUUAUCUCUUACAGGCCCCAGACUCUGGACUCAACUCAACUGCUAUGUCAUUAGUUCAGGCCAGCCUUAUAUCCUGGCUCAGCCAAGAGAAGUCUUGGGUUGGGAACUGUGGUUGCUGAGGCCUUGGAGACAGUGUACCCCUGGUCCUUGAUGAGUUCAUGACCGUGGGCUGUGCGCCUUCGAUCACAAGCCUCUGAGCGAUGCACCUCUCUUUGUUUUCCCAGGAGCUAGUGAUAUGUCUGGCAUUCUCAGAUGCGUUCAGUACUGCUUUCUGACGAAUGGAAGAUCUUGGAGGAGAGAAUAUGUACUCGAAGGAGCAGGUGCUGGUAACGUUGGACGACAGAGAUUUGUGGACAAGGUUCCAGGUGCUCACUAACGAGAUGAUCGUCACCAAAAGCGGAAGGCGAAUGUUUCCUGUCGUGAAAGUUACUGUCAGUGGAUUAGAUCCGACAUCAAUGUACACCAUUCUACUUGAAUUUGUGCAAAUUGAACAGCAUAGAUGGAAGUACGUGAAUGGUGAAUGGGUAGCAGGAGGUAAAGCAGAGGCAGCACCAUCCAAUCCUGUCUAUGUACACCCAGAGAGCCCUAACUUUGGAGCACACUGGAUGAAAGAACCGGUGUCAUUUGCUAAGGUCAAACUCACCAAUAAAUGCAAUGGAAAUGGACAGAUAAUGUUGAAUUCGCUACACAAAUAUGAGCCAAGAGUACAUAUAGUCAGAGUUGGGACUGAACAGAGAGUAGUCGUGGCUUAUGCAUUCCCAGAGACACAAUUUAUCGCUGUCACAGCAUACCAGAAUGAAGAAGUGACAUCGUUGAAAAUAAAGUACAACCCUUUUGCCAAGGCUUUCCUUGAUGCUAAGGAAAGACCUGACAACCAACAGCAAAAUAGAGAAUACCAGACACAACAUACACAAUAUGAUAGUUGUUGGUCAGGAGGUGGGUACACAACAUGUGAACGAACCGUGAGAACUCAUCCCAAGCAUUCACCGUACCCGACUCAUGAAUCAAGAAAUUCAUGUGUUCCUUCUCCUCCUGCCAUAACUUAUACCCCUGAAAUGGAGUCACCAGUAUGGGCACAAUAUUACGGUUACCAGGGCCCACAAGCCACCCAGCAGUACUGGUACCAGCCAGAAUUUCUGCCUCUGCACCCUGCUUCAUUCGUUGAAUCAAAACCAUCUGAUAUAAACCAACAACCUGACACUUAGCAAGAAAAUUAUAUUUUGUAAAAUUUGUAAGGUACGAAUUAUAAAUUGUAAAUAUUAUUUUAAACAAAAUAAAUGUCCAUGAAUAUAACUUUAACAACAAUACUCCUCAAUUCUGUAUAUAUUUAAGAAUUUAUGUAACAAAUAUUAGUACAGGAAACUUAAAAAAGCUUUUGUACGUAUACAUUUUUUACAAUG